AUGGAUGUCGACAACGAACAUUCGGACGCUGGUAGUCAACGGCAACCCAGUGCUGAACACACGCCGCAAGGAGCUUCUGCGCAGGUUGGGGGAGCUUCCUCACAAGGGAAUCCUACCCCCACCUCAAUUCAGUCCUCCAAUACGCCCUCGACUGCAUCAGGUCCUGCAACAACCAACGUCACCCAUACACAAAACUCGAAACGUCGCCGAGGGCUGGGUGUUGUGACGCCCAAUGCCUGCACGGAAUGCCGCAAGAAGCGCGCAAAGUGCGAUGGCAAAAAACCGUGCGGACGAUGUAGAGCACAGAAAGAUGCCGAAUGUGUGUACGAGAUUCCCGUGCGCCAGUCGAAGGAGAACCUCCGAACCGAAAUCGAAACUCUUCGACAGAAGCAGCGUUCAAGUGACCAAGUCUUCGCUGCUCUUGUCCGACCAGAACUAUGGGAAGAGGUCUUGACCCGCCUUCGGGGCGGCCAACCCAUCGAAACCAUUUCAGAAUGGCUAGCAAGCGCACCACGCCCUGGGGAGCGUUCGAUACCUUCGUUUCCCUCCCGUUCCGAGGGACCUACCAUGGGACCUACCCCGGGGUUCCCUGGAGGUUCGCUGGGUACAUUGGCAGCCAUAAGCCUUGGUGCGAACCAUCAACAAUCGCAGCAGUCUUCCAUGAGGCCCGAGAUGGGUCAGCAUAGUCCCUGGCAAUCUUCCUUCAGCCAAACCGGAUCAACGAGGAGCAACUCACACCCCGAUGUCAUGAACUGGCAGACAGAUAUGCGAGGGCCGCCACAAAAUCGAGUUGGGUCUUGGGCCGAGGGGAUGAACCCUGAUCAAAUCUCGGACGGUCUUCCACGAUAUCGUGGAGUUGAACAGAUCCUGUCACCAUUGAAUGAACCGGGGCUGCGAACACCGACUUCAACUUGGACCGUGAUUACCGGCGAUAGCGUUCUUGUUCAACAUCUUUUGGCGUUGUAUUUCUGCUGGGAGUAUCCAACAUUUGCUUCUCUGAGUAAAGAACACUUUCUACAGGAUUUCCAAGAGGGACGGAAUCGAUAUUGCUCACCGAUACUGGUGAAUGCCCUUCUUGCAUUGGGGUGUCGCUUUUCGACGCAGCCCAUGUCUCGAGCCAAUCCCAACGACCCUUAUACGUCUGGCGACCACUUCUUCAAGGAGUCACUGAGGCUAUUUGCCCAGGAAACGGAUCACCACUCCCUCACAACUAUUCAAGCUUUGGGGAUAAUGUCGAUCCGAGAGGCUAGUUGCGGGCGAGAUUCGGAGAGCUGGUAUUACGCUGGGCAGAGUAUUCGACUCGCCAUUGAGAUGGGACUUCACCGGAUAAUGGACGAAGGAGAUGAAGAUGAACUCGCUGUGCAGUCAGCAACCUUUUGGGGUGCUUUUGCGCUUGACCAGUGA
Fusarium musae is the source of this 1404-nucleotide messenger RNA. RefSeq lists its product as uncharacterized. The record is from RefSeq and is a predicted model, not a curated record. Gene Ontology annotation, biological process: DNA-templated transcription; regulation of DNA-templated transcription. The transcript is spliced from 2 exons. Lineage: Eukaryota; Fungi; Ascomycota; Sordariomycetes; Hypocreales; Nectriaceae. Gene Ontology annotation, molecular function: DNA-binding transcription factor activity, RNA polymerase II-specific; zinc ion binding; DNA binding. The coding region runs from base 1 to 1404 and encodes 467 amino acids.